GCGAACAGUUUUGGAGAAUUUGAUGUUUCCCCAUUCAAAGAGAUUGCAUGAUGCCCAGGAUUCCCGAGAGGCGUUUCAAAGAUGGCCGCCGAGUGAAAUGACUUGUCUUAAAGGGACUUAAAGGGACAUGGAUGGUUACGUCUAACUACGGCACUGUAAAAUAAAGUAUAACCAACAUUAUAAAAAAUAGUAUCUGCCAGCGCAUUCAGAUGUGUGGUAUUUUAUGACAUUUUAUCAUAUUAGUAAACUGUAACAACUAACAAGUGUUAUAAAUAUACAUAUUUCUGCAUACUGUACAUAGAUACAUCCCAAACUAGUGUGAAGUUUCAAAAACAUGCAUACAUUUCACUAAGGAGGUGGAGUCUCAUAAUCUGAUUUGUACCAACUGAAAAAGAAAGAGAAAAUGAAAAGUAAAAGACACAGGACAAGAGCAACAUCAAGUUUUUAAAGAUGGGAGGAUGUCGCCUAAAAGGGAAGUCUGAAUUUCUGGAGAUCUGUCCAGUGUUUCUGGGGAGUCUGGAAAUAUUGAUAAGUUUUGUCUGUAUCAUCAUAUCAUUGUGGGGUGGCUUCUUUUUUCUGUUCUUCUGCUUUUCACUUGUCACUGGAGCUGUAACGGUCUCAGCUGACAAAAAAGAAACCAUGUUUUUGAUCAGAACCUCGCAAAUACUGAGCUGUCUCUGUGCCAUGACGACCUCUAUUUCCAUCUGUAUUCAUUCUGCUGAAAGCGAGCCUCUUUGGACCGUCAUAGUCCUCGUGGUCUGUGAUAUUCUGAUCUGCAUCCUUUCCGCAAUUGUCGCUUCGACCAUCGGCGAUAAAUGCUGUUACUGCUGCAGACGAUUGGAAACAACAAUGGAAACAACUAAUCCGGAGGAAGCACUGGCUUGCACUCCCAGCCAAGACAACGUUUGGCGUUAUGACAGGAACAGACCUAGCGUGAUUGUCCAGAAUACUGUGAUUGUCCCUGACUCUGCCGCACUGCCGACAGUUUACAAUUCAGUCCGAUAUGUGCUGCCAUCAGAACACGGUCAAGCCAGACUGAGCUAUUUUGAGGAGUGUUAAGAAAUGAUGGACAAGUGCUUUCAGGCAUCGCUGACACUGCUGUGUGUCUAACAAACAGAGAAGAGAUGAGACUGCCAGAGGUUCUGAGAUUGGAUGAGAAGAGCAAUUCCUCUGGGAUGAAGGUCACUCCUUCUCUGACUGUUUAUGGAACAUGCCCAGAGUCUGGAAUGAUCUGCUUGGUUUCAUUUCAUUUCAUUCAUCUGUCUUUGUCUCUAUUUCACUAACCACAUGAAUCUUUACGAAUCUUUUGUUUUGAAUCAGUAGUUCGGAGCA
Megalobrama amblycephala (Wuchang bream) is the source of this 1332-nucleotide messenger RNA. RefSeq lists its product as uncharacterized. The transcript is spliced from 8 exons. Lineage: Eukaryota; Metazoa; Chordata; Actinopteri; Cypriniformes; Xenocyprididae. The coding region runs from base 451 to 1059 and encodes 202 amino acids. The record is from RefSeq and is a predicted model, not a curated record.